This is a messenger RNA of Stomoxys calcitrans (stable fly), 5529 nucleotides long. RefSeq lists its product as uncharacterized. The transcript has 5 exons. Gene Ontology annotation, molecular function: DNA-binding transcription factor activity, RNA polymerase II-specific; RNA polymerase II transcription regulatory region sequence-specific DNA binding. The coding region runs from base 417 to 3599 and encodes 1060 amino acids. Lineage: Eukaryota; Metazoa; Arthropoda; Insecta; Diptera; Muscidae. Gene Ontology annotation, biological process: regulation of transcription by RNA polymerase II. The record is from RefSeq and is a predicted model, not a curated record. Gene Ontology annotation, cellular component: nucleus.
GACUAGUAGUGUGCGUUGAACAUAUUUUUCCGCUGCUAAACGCUGUGAAUCUGUGAAUCGUGGUAGGUGGCUAAACAAAAAGAAAAAACGAAGAAAAGAAAAAAGCAUUAGAAAUAAAACAAAGUUGCAGUUGUGAAACACCAAUAAUUUUUUGUCGAAAUGACCAUAUCGAGAUUGAAUACAAGUUAAAUUUAGUAUUCAUACAUGCCAUAAUAUAUCAUAUCAUUUGUGUGAACUGACAAUUUGGAAAUUUGGAGAUUAAUGCCAUCAAUAUUUUUUAGAAUUGAUCGAAUGUCUUAAACGGAAUAAAGAGACCACUGAUAGAGAGUAAGGAGACAAAGGCAGAUUGGAGCAAAUAAAAAGAAACAUAGUAUCCUAUUUCCAAGGACGUACACCCUGUACAACACUGCUGCAUCAUGAAUAAUCAAAUGAAUAGUGCGGUGCGGAAAAUACAUAAUCUGCUUUCGAGUGGAGCUGUAACGGUCACUGGGCCAAAUCAACCACGUAUUUUGAAGCAAAAAAUUGUCGGUUCUGGCACGACCGUUGUAUCAUCUGGUCUAACCAAUAAUAUACAACAGCAACAACAAAUCGGAACAAGCAGCAAUCGCUGUUAUGUGUGCGACGAUGCUCUGGGCGCCAAUUCGGCUCAACACCCUUUGACCGAAAUGCAAACAACGCAUACGACGACAAAAUUUCCCAAUAAAAUUGGCCAAUUGGUCGGCGAUGCAUUUAUGGUUAUUGUCAGUGUGGAGGAUGUGGUGUGUUCCCGUUGCACGAAUUUGAUCAAUUAUUUGGAUCGCCUGGAGAACGAUGUGGAGCGUGUCAAGACAAAUUUGAUGAAUUUGUUGCACAAGAAAUACGGACUGAAUGAUGAUAGUGGUGGUGGGGCAGGAAAUACCACAGCGACUGUAGCUGGAGGCGGUGUUUCGACGGUGACAAGUGUGACCACAAAUAAUAUAUCAUCGCAGCAGACACCGCCAACUAAAUUGCAAAAGCUAAAUAGUGGAGCAGCAGUGAGCGCUGUGCAACAAAUGAAGAUCUCCACACCAUCGACCACAUCGAUACAGCACCAAUCGGCUGGCACCCAAACUCUUCAGCGCAAGACCACCAAAAUCUACAAGUGUCUGUCGUGCGAGUACAAGACCUCGGACAUGCGCCUCUUUAACACCCACUACGAGACAUGCAAACAUCAGAAUUUCCAAUGCAAAAAUUGCAAAAAGAUCUUCCCCAAUUUCGGUGCCAUGAAACAGCACAUGGUGCGAGAGCACAACACCCCCAUGGAUAACACGUGCGCAGUGUGCCACAUAAACUUUGUCAGCGAGCAGGCUUUGCGCAAGCACAUGGAGAUCAAUCACAGCACCAGUGUGGUGGUUACGAGCACAACAACACUGCCUGUCUCACAAGUGGCCGCAGCACCAGCCGCAGAUUCCAUUACAUCGGCAGUGAAUGCCCAAUCUGGCGCGGGCACCACUACAGCCCUUUACACUUGCAAUCACUGUCAAUUCAAAUCCACGGACAAGGUGUUGUUUGACGAGCACAUGCGCAAACACAUGGCCGGCAUAAAAUCGAAACCAUUCAAAUGUCGCUUGUGCGCCCAACGCUUUGAGACCCGUGAAGCCGCCACCACUCAUGCCAAACAACAUCAGGGCAAUGUAUUCAAGUGUGGCACUUGUUCCAUGUCCUUCCCCAAGAGGGAGAUGCUGGUGAAGCAUUUCGAAGAACAUCAGCAUCAACAGCAGCAGCAACAACAGCAGGUUCAGGUACAGCAACAGCAAAUGAUAACGAUCAAGCAACAGCCUGCACAAACUCAGAAUUCGCUUACGACCCAGAAACUUCUGCAAGAAACUAUCGAUGAAGCCUUGAGCGAUAGCACAACGCCGGUCUCUGCAUCGGGGGCUGGUGAUGUGGCCGCCAGUGCGGCCAAUAACAUAAGAUUCUUUUCGUGUCACAUAUGUUCUCUGACCUUCAUACAGGAGAACUACUAUAACCAACACAUGGAGACCCAUAGGCGAGAUUCGAGUGUUCACAAAAAAUCUACGGCUGGUGGAAACAACUUGUCUACCCUCAAUGCUGCUGCUCUGUUGAGCGAAGCGGCCCAGCAGGAAGCAAAUGAAAUGUCACAUCAAGAUUUGAAUGUUCAUCAUUCACAGCAACAACAGCAGGCCAAUGCCUUGGGCACCACUGGAGGAGCCACCUUUUCCGAAGCCGACAUUGAGAGUAUUUUUGAAAAAAUGCACUCGGACAAAGGCGACAAUGGCAACGUUGUUACCACCACAACAUCUGCUUCUGGUAACAGCGAUCAAGUGGUUAUAACUUCACAAGCCGGUACUGGCGGCGGUAUUACGUUCAACAUCACUUUGCCCGGGCAAGAAACUGCAGCAGUCACUACCAGCGUAGAUGAUCAGAUGAAAAAUACCCCCACUACCACUACCGCUCCUGUUUCUGUCAGUAUAGAUAUGCCCAUGUUGGAUCAACCAGAUGAAUCAACACACUCUGCUGCCAGCAAUGCGACUCCACCCAGCGCAUCUUCGAGUGGUGAUUUGAAAGAUGACACUGAAACGAAUAAGCCAACAGCCAGUGGCCCAGUUAGUAUGCCCAGCUUAGACGACGAUAAUGAGGAACCGCCUGCUGAUCCAACAACAGCUUCUUCAUCAGGGGAUACAGCCGCCCCCUUGGCGUCUGGCAAUGAGGAUUCCACGACUAAAGAAACGGAGCCACAACAAAGCACAGAAGAGAACGCAAAACCUGCCACAGAAGAAGCGGAAAUGAAAUCGUCAGAAGCGGUAGCAACAGAAGGCGGCUCUUCAAGUAGUUCAAGUGAAAAUCCUGAUUCAGCUGAGCAAACAACUGCCGAAACAACGGCACCAACAUCCUCCGCGGAAUCUUCACAAGAAACUGCAGCAGCCGCCGGAGCUACAGAUGAACAUCAAGAGCAACAGGGAAGUGGUGAAGCAACUGCCGAGGAUAGCGAAAACCAAACACAUGAGCAACAGUUAGCUGCCGCCGAAGCUGCUGCAGCAUCCGAAGCCGGCGGUGAGCAGCAUGUGGCUAUGGAGUUGGAUGAGGCUUCUAUGCAAGCCCAAGUGGAUGGAGGACAAAUAAAAUUCAUCCUCAAUGAAAGCGGCCAAUUGUUGCAGUUGGACAACCACAUUAUCACUGAUGCCGAUGGCAAUCAAAUUCUCGUCCAAGAUCCCGAGCAGAUUCAACAGCUAUUGCAAUCAGUUGGUGUUUUGCAAUCAGGCGAAGGUCUCGAUGGCGAAACUUUACAAAUGAUGACCGAUGGCAAUGGACAAAUGGUCCUUGUGCAGGGUGAAAACAAUGAGACCCAAUUAAUUGAUGCAUCUCUACUGAAUUCGGAGGGUCAAUUGGUUAUACAACAAUCGCAGGAUGGCGAAGGUGGCGCACAUGUCAUUGGUGAAGAUGGUACACGCAUUCCCGUCUCAGUGUCAUAUACAGAAGAUGGACAACCAAUUGUACAGGUACAACAGCAAGUGUUGGAAGCAGCGAGUGCCGACAGUGAAAGUGGUAUGGAGAAGGAUGCUUCAGAGGUUUCUGAAGCGACGGGUAAUGCCGAAAAAAUGGCGAUGGGUACGGAUUAGGAGUGGUUGCUUUAAAUUACGAGCAUCAAAAUAUAUAUUUGAGUCUCAUGUUUUACGUCAGAAGCACGUUGAUGUGAGCUGGAUCAAGAAUAGGAAUUCAGAAUUCAUGGAAAUAUUUGAUGAAAUCCGAGCUCAUUCAAUUGGCAUAAAAUAUCUUGGAACCCAAUCGAAAUACAUUAACGCUUAUAAGGUAAAGUGUGGCUCCGCCCCAAUUUGAAUAACAGAAAUAUUACCACAAACAGCAACAAAAGAAAGUAAACUGGCGUCUACGAACACGCUUAUCUAUUAUGUAUUGACUUAGGUUUUUCGUAGUCAUUUAAGUUGUAACAUAUGCAUAAAAAUGUCUUAAAUAUUUUUAAAAAUAAUGAUUUUUUUUUAUUAUUUUUAAUCUAAUGUCUAAAAUUACACUAGCUGUAAGAAAAAAAAAAUAAUACGAGAAAAACAAAAACAAAAAUCAGACGAAAAUUAAAUAUCCAAUAACUUGCAAAACACCUUAACCAUUUACCCCAACUUCCAUAAAAGAUGCAAAAAAUAAAAGCCCCCCAAAAAACUCCCUCAUAUAUAAGACACGCCAAGCACAGUCAUAAGAACUCAUUUUGAAACAAAAACUUUUACAUGUAAGACGAUCUACAUUAGUUACACACCCCACCCAACCAACACUAUCCCUCACAUAUUUUGCAAAGAGAAGAAUAAAUGCUGCUGCAUCAUUAUUCCUUUUACAACUAUCUUAGCUUUUGUGUCUGCAUUACAUUUUCUUUCCUCCCCCCUACCCUCCUCUACAAAAUGAGUAGUUUGUAAAGAUGGGAAUGAGCAAAGAGAAGAAGAAAUGAUACAAGAAAAAAAAUAUUUAAGUCUAAUGAACGUUUUGUCGUCGUUAAACUACUUAGGCUACAAAUUCAAACACACACACACACACACGCAUACAUACAUGCCCUCUCUUUUGAAAGGAAUAAAUUAAAAAAAAAAAGAAAGAAACAUGAGAGAUAUAACAUUUAGAGUAACAAGUGUAAUUUUAAAAUAAAAACACAAAAUAAAAACAUACAUUUGUUUAUUAUUCAUUAUAUAUACAUAUAUUAUUAUUAUAAUUAUUAUUUGGAGAAAUUAGUUAUAAUAAAUAAUUAUGCAAAAAGAAACAAAAUAAAGUCUUUAAAACAAAAUAAAACAACAACCAAGCUAAAACAUAAAUUAUAAAAACAAAUAUAAUAUAAGACGCAAAAAGUAAGCGGGAAUGAUUUCAAGAAAUAAGCCCACACAUACAUAGACAAACACAUUAAAAAUGCCUAAACCAUCCACUUACCGUGAAUGUUUUCCAUCUCUAAUGACCCAACCCAGGCAGUACUACACCCAAUAUUGGAAAUUGCUGCUUUCCAUACGUUUCGGCCCUCUCAAACUUCUGGCCAAACUUGCAGAAGUAAAUGAAAAACAAACUUAUUUUUAAAUAAAAACAUGUAUAGUUACAGGUAAAGCCUUCUUCUUUAUAAUGUAAAACAAGAAAAACACACCCACACACAUACACAUUUUAACAUUUGUUCUUUUAAACUGUCUGCCUCAUUGGCAUCUCUACUUCAUUCUUUUUUUGUUUGUUUUUAAACCGCGAGAUCAACAGUGAAAUUUCGUUUUUUGUAUUAAAUGCUAACUCUAAUAUAUAUGAUAUAUGAACAGUAGUUACUUUUUUUUUUAAGUAAAAAAAAAUGCAAAACACUGUAAUUAUGGUUUUCUAUGAUUAAGCGCAAAAACAAAAAGGCAAAUACACACACACACACACCCAACUCCUCCCUAUGACUAAAAACACACUUAUAGCUACAAACUACAAAAAGGGAAAAACAUAAUGAAAUGAGACAGAAUUGUAAGGAUUAUUCAAAUAUUCAAAAUGAAGAAGAAAUGGAACAUUAAAAUAAAUGUAAAAAUUGAAAAUAAAACUUGAAACUGA